UUGUCUACCAUUAUAUUUGACAGCUGAUUUUCAAUUUUUGCCUACAUUUCCUUUAGAAAAACGACUACAUUACCUUAAAUCUCAGAAAACAUAAUCUCCGCUCUUUUGUUCCAGGUUUCAACAUUCAGCGGUACCUCGGGUUAGUGACGUCAUGGGGACUGCAUUGUUUUGAUGUGCGCGAGAUAAUUUGAAUUUAGUAGAGUGUGAUGUCACGUAGGAGUGUGAGACUCUAGGUGAAGAUGGGGGCGGUGUGGCUCGGGCUGGCUUGUUUCAUCUGUUGGAUAACUGAUACGAUAGCACUUCGGGAUGUCCAGCUGAUAGCCCCGUCAGCCGUGAAGCUCGGUGACACAGUGCUACUCGGGUGCAAAUGGACCCUCGAGGGUAACGAGACAUUGUACAGUGUGAAGUGGUAUAGGGGGAGGCAGGAGUUCUUCAGUUACUUGCCCAAAGAGUAUCCUUUCACCAGAAUCUUCGCUCAGCCCGGGAUUGAUGUUGAUGUAUCAAGAUCAACGUCCCAGCAGGUGGUGCUACGCGAGGCGACGCGCGCUCUGGCCGGCCGCUACCGCUGCGAGGUGUCGGCCGACGCGCCCUCCUUCCACACGCAAGUGCGAUCCGCGUACAUACAUGUCGUUGAACUACCUCCGGAUAAGCCGACGAUAAAAGCGGAGAAGGGCUGGUACGCAUCAGGCGACUCGCUCAGGGCGCAGUGCUCGUCGCCACCUGCCGAUCCGCCGGCGAAUCUCACAUGGCUGCUAAAUGGAAGAGAUAUCCAAGGCAAGCCAAUAAUCCAACAGAGGAUCCUGCCCAGUCCAGUGGUCUCCAUAGACGCUCCAUACAGCCACAGUCGAAGUACUCCAGCUCCUGGAGACGAACACAACAACAUCAUAUUCAGCCCAUGGAAGGCUUUCGGGCCUUUCGUCGAUACAAUACAGGAUGGUGAGUUAUUGCCAAGUCAAGACACGGUUGUGCUGCCGUCACCGAGACAUCACGACAGUUCUCUGGACGAGGAUGCAACUGACCCAAUACCCACCGCAGAAACGUCCAAUAAGGUGGCAUCAAUAAGUCAGCUGUCAUUUAUGGUGCGGCCCGACAGCUUCGAGCGCGGCCAGUUAAGGCUGACCUGCAUCUCCACAGUGCACUCAGUGUACAGCGAGCAGGCUGAGCUGGUCAUCAAUGAGGAGAGGCCGCAGAUAGCAUCGGUCCUCGGGACCAGGGACGCUGCUGGAGGUCCAUUGGUGGCGUCGUUGUUACUCACUUUCGUAAGCAGCCUGUUUGCUGUGCGUGACGUCAUACUGAAGAAUAUCCUGCGAUGAUGUCUGGCUUGGGACGACUGGGCUUGGAUUCCUCAGAUUUAUAUGUAAAUAAGAGUGAAUUUUUAAUAUAAUGAUUAAACUAAGUUAAUUAAUAAAUAGUCAUAUUAGUUAAGUUACCGUUACUCGUAUACGUAUGUCUGCUAUACA
Molecule: messenger RNA, 1460 nt
Organism: Trichoplusia ni (cabbage looper)
Lineage: Eukaryota; Metazoa; Arthropoda; Insecta; Lepidoptera; Noctuidae
Exons: 9
Coding region: 240-1313 (357 amino acids)
Source: RefSeq, a predicted model, not a curated record